AUGAUGUUUGCCCUCAAUCCAGAAGAUUACCAUGAAUCAAAUUCAAAGAGGAAACCACGACUGCCUCAGUCUCGGGGAGUUUUAUCAUUUAAAUCAUUAGAUGAUUCGACUUUUAACAACAACCUGAAAAUUAUUAAUGUUGAACAAGCAAAAAUUCCGAGAAGUUUACCUGAAAAUGAUGAUGAAGAAAAUGAUAGUGAUUCAGAAGAUGAUCCAAAUCCAAGUUCAAUUAUUAAUAAUUUAAACUCCCUGAGACUGAAAUUUAAUGUUGUUCCUCCUGAUAAAUUCAAUUUAAAAACUCUGAAAAUCAAAACUACAAAGACUCAUUUAGAUACUCCAGUUAUCCAAGAUGAUGCUGUUAGUGCUAAUUUAAGUUUAAGUUCAGAUUCCAAAUUUGACUCAUCAUCUAUUGGUAAUAAAAAGGAUAGGUCAAAUUCAUUAGAAUCAAUUACCUCACAACCUAAAAGAAGAAAUUUGACUGAAUCAUCAUUUUCAAUUCCUAAUGAAUUAAAUAUUUCGAUUGAAAUUGCAAAAUUAAAGGAUUAUAGAAGAGUUGCAAAAACGUUAAUGAUUUCUUUUGAGGAUGAUCCAUUUACAAAUUAUAUUUUAAAUACAAUGAAGUAUGAAAAAGAAACAACUUCAAAAUCAAUUUACAAAAAAAAGAAAUUGGACUUAAUGUUAUCUUAUUUUGAAUAUGCAACUUAUGAAUGUUUAUCAACUGAUGGUUUAGUUUAUAUUAUCAAAGAUAAUAAUUAUGAAUCUCAAUUGGAAGAAUUAGAUAUUAAUGUUAAUAAGUUCCCAUUUUUAGGUUGUGCUUUAUGGAAUCAAAUUUAUGGUAUGAAUGUUUCUGAUUCAAGUUCAGGUUCAGAUUCCGAUUAUUCAGAUGAUGAUUAUUUUGUGAAUGGAGAUUUAUCACUUAAAGAUUCGAUUCAUAAAUCUUCAAUAAAAUUUAAUUUUAAAGCAAUUAGAGGUCAAUGUAGAUCAAAAGUAUUUAAAGAAAAAUUACCAUUUUUAACAAAAGUAAGAAAUGAAGUAUUAAUUAACAAAAUUUUAAGAACUGAAAAGGGUAAACAUUUCCCUAUUGAUUUAAAUAUUUGGUAUUUAAAUGAUAUUGCAACAUUACCUUCAAUGAGAGGUAAAGGAUUAGGUAGAAUUUUAAUUAAUUAUGCAAAGGAGAAAUUUUUAAAUGAUAAUAAGAAAUCUUAUAUGUAUUUAGAAAGUUCAAAUCCAAUUAAUAGAAAAUUUUAUACUAAAAUGGGAUUUAAAUUAAUGAAGACUUAUUCAGUUAAAUAUAAUAAAUAUGUAAAUGAAGAUAUUUAUAAAUUUGAUAAAGAUAAUUUAGGUAUUAAUAUGGAUGCAAUGUUAUACUACCCAGAAAUAAUUUAA
Insectozyma verbasci is the source of this 1386-nucleotide messenger RNA. Lineage: Eukaryota; Fungi; Ascomycota; Pichiomycetes; Serinales; Debaryomycetaceae. The record is from the annotation of a GenBank genome assembly.